AUGGUAGUCGAGGAUACCGUACUCACUGAAGAGUCAGCCAUCUUUAUUGUUGGAGCCCUCUGGAACCUACCCUUCAGGGUCAGAGACUUAGACUUUUGCGAGGCAAAGCUUAGUCGGUUCCUAAAUCCCCAGUUCGAGAUACUCACCAGGGUACCAGAUGCCUUCCUUUCCAGGUCAGCUCUAGAAUCCGCCUCUAUAAGUACCGUGACAUCGUCGGCGUACGCUACUAGAGUGACGCCAUCCUCAACUGGAAGUUCCAAGAGC
Molecule: messenger RNA, 264 nt
Organism: Iphiclides podalirius (scarce swallowtail)
Lineage: Eukaryota; Metazoa; Arthropoda; Insecta; Lepidoptera; Papilionidae
Source: the annotation of a GenBank genome assembly